Messenger RNA from Cucumis sativus (cucumber), 1135 nucleotides. Its product is annotated as plant UBX domain-containing protein 1. The transcript is spliced from 8 exons. Gene Ontology annotation, biological process: protein-containing complex disassembly. Lineage: Eukaryota; Viridiplantae; Streptophyta; Magnoliopsida; Cucurbitales; Cucurbitaceae. The coding region runs from base 179 to 874 and encodes 231 amino acids. Gene Ontology annotation, molecular function: ATPase binding. The record is from RefSeq and is a predicted model, not a curated record.
UAUGAUAAAGCGGCCAACUUGGGGCGGCCCAGAUGAUUAAUAGCUUGCGCAAGGGGGCGGCCAUGGCCAGCAACCAAUUCUGAUUCCCCUACCAGCAUGAAACGCAAGUGAAAAAAUCGCAACAAAAACAAAAAAAAAAGCACUCAAGCGAAGGAGGUUUUCCUACACCAGCAACUCCAUGGCUGACCAAUCGUCUAAGGCCAAGUUAUUGAGCGUGAAAGAAAAAUAUGGACGAGAGAUCCGCGUAUUUGAGACAAUGCCACCAUCUUCAUCAACAGAGGAAUUACCCAACGCUGGAGAAGAGCCAGAUGGUUUUUAUGAAUUUACAGCGGAAGACUAUUAUCGAGUGUUAGCAACCAAAAAGGAUGAUAAAUAUUUAAAAACACGAAAGUUGAGAGAGGCAGAAGAGGCAGCUCGCAGGUCAAAGAUAACGAAGGUCAGUGUACGAGUUCGCUUUCCUGAUAACCACACUUUAGAGGCAACGUUCCAUCCAUCUGAAAGAAUGCAGACCUUAGUUGAUCUUCUUACCAAAGUAGUUGCUCAACCGGAACUACCAUUUUAUAUCUAUACCACGCCUCCCAAGAAACAGAUAAAAGACUUGAUGCAGGAUUUUUAUUCUGCUGGGUUUGUUCCUGGUGCAAUCGUCUACUUUUCGUACGAUCUACCUGAAGGUGAAUCAGUUGGUUCGGUCUCUUACCUUAACGAAGAUGCCAUGUUGUUAAAAGAUCUUGAAAUCGUGAGCGAAGAAGAGGAAUCUACUUCAGCUGUUGCAGAGCCUGAAACAGCAGCCUCUCCUCCUGCCCCUACUCCUGUUGUGAAAGAAACCAAGCCUACUGAUAAGAAAGCUAUCAAACCCAAGUGGUUGAAAAUGUAAAGGCUACUGCUCAUAAACUCUACUGCAAACCAGCUUUGAUGGCACUGGUAGAGAAGCCAGUUCCAGCCCUGAGUCAAGAUGAGAGUGGACAGAGAAAUCCUUCAGAAAUUGUGUUUGGUUGAAAGAAGUUGUAAGGUGAUAAAGUUGAAGAGUUGGUUUUUUCUUUUCUUAUUCUUGUCUGUUUGUUUGAACUUGUUAAUACCCUGUUAUAUUCCCUUCUUCAAUGAUGAUAAUGGUUUUACUUCAACCUUUAUUCAUUUU